This is a messenger RNA of Durio zibethinus, 986 nucleotides long. Its product is annotated as metal tolerance protein 4-like. The record is from RefSeq and is a predicted model, not a curated record. Gene Ontology annotation, molecular function: manganese ion transmembrane transporter activity. NCBI's taxonomy places the organism in Eukaryota, Viridiplantae, Streptophyta, Magnoliopsida, Malvales, Malvaceae. Gene Ontology annotation, cellular component: membrane. Gene Ontology annotation, biological process: transmembrane transport; monoatomic cation transport.
AUCCCAGUAAAAAUAAAUCGUGAAUCCUCUGUUUGUAGUGUGCAUCCUUAUUAUAUCAAUGAAUUUUUAUAACCUCACACAUACUUACAGGCUUUCAAGUGUUGAUCCAGGCUGUGAAGCAGCUAAUAGAAGAUAAACCUUCAGAAAAAAUGUCCUCAAGUCAAUUAGUGUGGCUUUACACCAUCAUGUUGUCUGCUACUGUGGUACAACUUGCCCUCUGGAUUUACUGCAAAAGCUCAUCAAACAAGAUUGUCCGGGCAUAUGCAAAGGAUCACUAUUUCGAUGUGGUAAACAAUAUAGUGGGAUUACUUGCAGCAGUUCUUGGUGAUAAAUUUUACUGGUGGAUUGAUCCUGCUGGUGCUAUUGCCCUUGCAAUUUACACAAUAACAAAUUGGUCCAGAACUGUUAUGGAAAAUGCAGUUUCUCUGGUGGGACAAUUAGCUCCUCCUGAGUUUCUACAAAAAUUGACAUAUCUUGUCAUCAGACCCCCUCAAGUCAAGCGUAUUGACACAGUCCGAGCAUACACAUUCGGUGUUCUUUAUUUUGUAGAGGUGGACAUUGAACUCCAUGAAGAUUUGCCAUUAAAAGAAGCACACACCAUAGGAGAGACCUUGCAGAUAAAGAUUGAGAAACUUCCAGAAGUUGAGCGGGCAUUUGUUCAUCUUGGCUUUGAAUGUGAACACAAACCAGAGCACUCUGUUCUGAAGAAGCUACCCAGCAGUCAGCUUUGACUCUUUGCUACCUUGUGCCGUUAUAAAUAUGGCAAAGCCAUCCUUCAUAUCUUUACAGAACAGUUUCCUUUCUCCAGUGGUUAUUGAAUAUCAGCAGUAGGGUUAGAAAUCGAUCUAAUUGUCAAGGGGAAUCUCCCAACAAGUGAAGCAUUUAUUCUCUUGAUGAUUAAGAGGUUGAUGAAGAAAAAUUAUGCUGCAUAUGGUUUUCCAUUGGUGUUCUCUGCAACUACAAGAGCAUGGCGUGAGGAAUUUGUU